Rhopalosiphum padi (bird cherry-oat aphid) is the source of this 564-nucleotide messenger RNA. RefSeq lists its product as uncharacterized. Gene Ontology annotation, molecular function: sequence-specific DNA binding. The transcript is spliced from 4 exons. The record is from RefSeq and is a predicted model, not a curated record. NCBI's taxonomy places the organism in Eukaryota, Metazoa, Arthropoda, Insecta, Hemiptera, Aphididae. The coding region runs from base 169 to 564 and encodes 131 amino acids.
GUCAGUAGAUACGAGUACAUUAUUCUAUAGCCACGUAAUCGCCGUGGUUUGGAAACUAAGGAAGUAAUAAAGUAAGCAAUUUCUUCUAUCGACUAUCGUUGGACUUAUUUUUAAAAAAAACGUGCAAGUCCCAAUACACCAAAGGAUCAUCAUAUCCUGCAAAUCACAAUGGCCGCGAUUUGUUCAAUUCCGAAUUGCGAAAAGAAGUCUCCAGAAGUAAAAUUAUUCAAGAUCCCUACAUCUAAACAUUUAAGGAGGGCGUGGUUGCUGUCGAUAAAACAAUAUCAUCCUAAUUAUUGCAUGCUGGAAAACAAAUCUGAACGAUAUGUAUGCAGUGAACACUUCAAAGACCAAGACUUUAUACUUCCAAAAAAGGAAUUUUUAAAAAACUCCACAAUUCCAACGGUUUUUAUGGGCGAAAGUUACAUUUAUGUCGACAUUUAUGGUUUAUUUUCUCCAUCAACUACUAAUGCAUCCGAAGCAAACAUGACUGCAAUAGAUGAUAAUAAUAAUAGCAAUACAUCAUCGCAGCAAACAAGGAAAAGAAGUCGUCAUGACGAUUGA